CUAGACUGCAGAAAUGUUUGCACAAGCCCUCCUUAUUUCACGAGGACAUAAUAUAUCAGUAGACUUAUAUGAAGAUAAACCUUCCAUUUCUUGGACCAAUAGCUACACAAAUGUGUAUGACAGCAGGCGAGUGAUAUUCUAAGAAUUCUGCAUUCUGCAGUUCCAUAAUGUUUAAUCGGUCUUUUCAUGUUGAAAUCUGUUUAUGGAAGAAAAUAUGUGUGUCCCAUCGCAAUAUUUUGAUAGAAAAUACUCUGACACUCCAGGCUGUGAUGUCUCUUCUUCUACUCACCAAGCCCUCUGGUUUUAUAGUGUCAUCAGCCAGUAGUCAAUCACAGGAUCAGACAUCACACAUCAGACAAUCCCAGGACGCAGCAGUACAGAAUGUGAGCCUGGCAUGCAGGCCUUGUCUGAGCCAUGCCAACGUACAGCAGUUCUCCUUUCGGCCGUUGUUUUGCUGCAGUGUGCAUGUAUGGAAUUAGAUUUUCCUAUUUUUAAAAGCCACUGUAAUCUUGGGAAAGCAUGACUGCCAAUCAUGAAUUACAUGGUGGUGGCUGAUAUGUCUCUGAGAAAGUAACGUGCAACAGUCAUAAUAGCAGUGUUGCCCUUAUCUGGCACAGCCGAGGCAUUCCUACACUUCUCCAUACUUAUCGUGGACCAGCUUUCUGGCGUGGGCCACUGUGAUAGUGGAGAUGAGUUCUAAUGUACCAGCAGGGUUGGCUCUGCCAUUCAAAUCAAUGUAGUUAGUUGGAAAGUGAAGACGGUCUUAGACCAGACUGGAUCACAAACAGUCUUCUGAUUCAGCCAGAAUGGUGACGACAAAGGGUGAAGACAAAGGACUGAGCCACAAACUUCAUGGAACAGCGAACUAGAUCAAAACUAAGGAGGCGCUGUCAGUGGUAAGUGAAGACCAGUCCUUGUUUGAGCCUCCUUACGCUGCUGCUGCUCCCCUACCCAAGACAGACAUGACUGCAUCCAAUGCACAGGACUACGGACAGCCACACAAAAUCAACCCCUUACCCCCCCAGCAGGAGUGGAUCAACCAGCCAGCCCGAGUCAACGUCAAACGCGAAUAUGACCACAUUAACGGAUCCAGGGAGUCCCCGGUGGACUGCAGCGUGGGCAAAUGCAAUAAGAUGGUGGGCGGCUCAGACGCUACUCAGAUGGGCUACGGGAGUUACAUGGACGAGAAGAACGCUCCCCCACCAAAUAUGACCACCAACGAGAGGAGAGUUAUAGUCCCAGCAGAUCCAUCGCUGUGGUCCCCGGACCACGUGCGGCAGUGGCUGGAGUGGGCCAUUAAGGAGUAUGGCCUGGUGGAGAUCGACACGGCCAUGUUUCAGACCACGGAUGGCAAGGAGUUGUGCAAGAUGAGCAAGGAGGACUUCCUGAGGCUCACCACAGCCUACAACGCCGAGGUCCUGCUUUCACAUCUCAAUUACCUCAGGGACAGUAGCUCAUCUUUAUCCUACAAUACACCAUCUCACACAGAUCAGUCUCCAAGACUCGCAGCCAAAGAAGACCCGUCUUAUGAUGCUGUGCGGCGGUCAGGCUGGUCGAACAACAUGCACAGCAGCAAAGGCUCUCCAGCUGUGGUCACACAGAAUGUGUCCAAGACCACGGAGCAACCACGGCCUCAGCCUGAUCCAUACCAGAUCCUGGGGCCGACAAGUAGUCGACUAGCCAACCCAGGCUCCGGACAGAUCCAGCUGUGGCAGUUCCUGCUAGAGCUUCUGUCGGACAGCGCCAAUGCCGGCUGCAUCACCUGGGAGGGCACCAACGGCGAGUUCAAGAUGACGGACCCAGACGAGGUUGCCCGGCGCUGGGGCGAGCGCAAGAGCAAGCCCAACAUGAACUACGACAAGCUGAGCCGCGCGCUGCGCUACUACUACGACAAGAACAUCAUGACCAAGGUGCACGGCAAGCGUUACGCCUACAAGUUCGACUUCCACGGCAUUGCCCAGGCACUGCAGCCCCACCCCACUGAGUCCACCAUGUACAAGUAUCCGUCCGACCUGGCCUACGUGCCCUCCUACCACAGCCACCAGCAGAAGGUCAACUUCGUGUCGCCGCACCCACAGUCCAUGCCCGUCACCUCCUCCAACUUCUUCGGACCCACUGCCCCCUACUGGAGCUCCCCCACCGGGGGCAUCUACCCCAGUCCCAGCGUCCCGCGCCACCCAAACUCCCACGUGCCCUCGCACCUGGGGAGUUACUACUAAGGCCUUUUCAUUUCACUCAAGCCUAUAGGAGUGGCCUGCCUGCACUUGCAAGGAAAACCAAAAUGAGGGAAAAAAAGGAGAGGCAAUGGAAAGGAAGUGCGAUUCCCUCGUUCUCUUUAAGCUUCUCGAUCUGAACUUACCAAAACGAUGGAAGGAUAUUAACUAAAUGAAGAAAAAAAAACUGGAUUUGUCAAUCCACUUAGAAUGGAGUACUACUUAUUCACAAGACAAAGGACUGUUUCAUUCUUCUGUUUUUGUUUUAUAAUGGUGUGUGUCUGUGUUUAUAGAUGUUUUUUGGGCUCUCCUUUCCCCACAAAGCUGCACCGCUAACCUGAGAGCCCCGUCCCCAAAGAAACACGCAUAGAGAUGCUCGAGACCUUGGAAGGACCCAAUAAGAACACUAUGAUCACCUCUGAGGGUGAUGCCACACCCAAUAUGGACUCUGGGUCCGUGGGUCUCAAUCUCAAUCUCCUCCCAAAGUUAUUCACAGGUGCCUCCUUCAAAUUUAUCCUCUCUGGAUCUUGUGAUGUCUGACUCCCCCCUCACGUCUGUCUACGUCUUUCGUGUUUGUCAAAAUCCCGUUGAUCUGCGGGGGACUGACUGCCUUAUAGAAGGGAAUGUCUCAAUGCUGACCAAAAUCUGGCAACUGGAACGUAGUGUUCACACUUCACUUUUCCUCCUAACUGGAACAAAGAAAGGUGAAAAACAGAGUCUGGAGAACCUAACAGAACAUGCUCAGAGGGUCCUGUGGCCAGAGUCUGAAGAGCCUAACAGAACAUGCUCAGAGGGUCCUCUGGCCAGAGUCAUUGUUUCUCCCCAGCCAAAGCACAUAUAAAAUAGGUAAGCUUUAUGAGAGUAUCCAUGUGAAAGCUCUGUGGUCCCAAUUUUGACACUUCUCUUUUAUUUUGCUUUAAUGGAAUUUCAUCUCACAGUGGUCUAUCUUUACUCCUUUAGGCAUAUAUAUAUAUAUAUAUAUAUAUAUAUAUAUAUAUAUAUGUGUGUGUGUGUGUGUGUGCGUUGAGUUCUAGCUUGUGAAUAUCCUAGGUCUUCCUCUUAACCAAUCUCAGAAAAAGUGACUUCACAGAAACUGCCUGCAGUCAUUAAUGUAAAACUGAACAUACAUUCUUUCACACUCCAACACAAUGCAUUAAUGCAAGAAAUGUAGAUUAUUGCACAGCUGAAUGUCAACAUUGUGCUAAGUACCUCUUAGGAAAAAAGAAGAGAUAAAUUUUAAACAAGUGAACAAAAAAAAUAACAGUUUAAUGACAUAAAAGGUUGAAACCGGAGAAAUCCUCAGAUUCGCGAACGCUGUGCGUUUGUCAGACCUAUUUGCUAUUAUUUUUUAAUCAACGGUCAACUAGGCAUUAAAAGCAUCUUACUGUAUAAAUUAUGCAGAUUUAUUUUCAUAUGUGACAGUAUUGAAAGACCAAUAAGAUUAAUACGAGUUGACCUCGGUCAAAUGCAGACUUUUUUAAAGCCGUUAAUGAAGGUAAUUUGUACAACAGUAAAGUGUUUUGUAUCUGUACAUUUGGGCAAUAACUUUAUGAAUGUUUCGUUUUGUACUCUGAAUACAUUUUCUCAUGGCCUCACUGUCUUGCCACAGCAACGAGUUUUUUUAAAACAAAGGAUUUUUUUAAACGACUUUAUUAUCAUAUAAACCCACAACCACCUGUUUAAACUCCAAAUGUCAUGAAUGAGUUUUCAGUUUUGACACACCAAGAUGGUUGUCUUUUUGUACUGUUUUAGCAAAAAAUAAAUAAAAAUCCCAUUACUUAAAAUUGUUCAAGCAAAGCCAAACAUGGCAUUGGCAGCUUUUGCUCGAACCUCUGCAUUGGCAGGAAGUUAUAUGCAAAGUUGAAAGGUCAUUAUGCUGAGGUCAAGUAGUCAGCUUGAUUCAGAUGAAACCUGUUAUGUGUAGCAUAAACAUUCCAAGCAGUAAUCUAAAACAUCCCCUUCCUCACCUCUAAGAAGCAUUACAAUCAAAUUAGGGGAAAUGUGCUACUUUAUAUAUGCAAUGUAUUUUGGAUAUUGAAUAUAUGAAUCUAUAUAUAAUUUUGCAAUUAAUCAUUUUGUUAUUAUUGUCAUUCCUGCAAUGUAUUAAGUAUUAUGUUUUGUAAAAGGGUUGUAUAGGAAAAUGUGACAAAAUAAAUGUUUUUACUUCAAAA
Molecule: messenger RNA, 4384 nt
Organism: Clupea harengus (Atlantic herring)
Lineage: Eukaryota; Metazoa; Chordata; Actinopteri; Clupeiformes; Clupeidae
Gene: fli1
Product: Fli-1 proto-oncogene, ETS transcription factor
Biological process (GO): regulation of transcription by RNA polymerase II; cell differentiation
Cellular component (GO): nucleus
Molecular function (GO): DNA-binding transcription factor activity, RNA polymerase II-specific; sequence-specific DNA binding
Source: RefSeq, a predicted model, not a curated record